Hypoxylon trugodes is the source of this 2151-nucleotide messenger RNA. RefSeq lists its product as uncharacterized. The record is from RefSeq and is a predicted model, not a curated record. NCBI's taxonomy places the organism in Eukaryota, Fungi, Ascomycota, Sordariomycetes, Xylariales, Hypoxylaceae. The transcript has 3 exons. The coding region runs from base 1 to 1554 and encodes 517 amino acids.
AUGUCACCUUGGGCCUCUCUGGGAAUGUCGACAAUUGGUCCCCAGGAAACCGAGGGGAUCGAGCUAGAAUGCAGGAUCCUGGGAAGUAUUGUGGAAGACUUUCCGAUAUACGUCGGUCUUAUUGAGCACUAUCUAGAAAGCAGCAUGGUCCGUGUUGUACCUCGUAUUUUUGUCAAUAUGCUCUUGGAAUGUCUUGCAACUCUUAUAGAGAAGAAUAACCUAAGGGCGUACGCAUUACUGGAUUUGGCGAAAAACGUCAGAUCUAGUACAGCUUUUCCAGUGAGAUACGACACAGGGGGCGUGAGCGACAGCUACUUUGGCUGUUAUUUAGGGGACAACCUACGUUGGGAAGCCUUGGGAAUAUACUUCACGCUGGUAGCGUCGUCUAUGAUCAUGUAUAUCCCUCCAAGCCCUCUGCGCGAUAUUCAGAGGAAUCUCAAGGAUCGCAUUCCUAAGUUGAUUGAGGCGUCCUCCUCUUGCAUAGAACUUUGGCACUUCCAAACAUGGAGACGACUUGUUGAACUUAGCGGCGUUUUCUUCGAAUCUAAGGUGCACCAACCUACCCGAUAUGACAAUGGAGUCCUCCGUUAUAUCUACGAAAUGCACCGCCGCCUAGUUUCGGCCAUUUAUAUCAUCGAUAAGUCGGUAUGUACUGUUAUGCAUCGCCCACCUCUAAUCGGUCGUUUCUUUUGCGAAUACGGCUUUCCGUUGGAUCUUGACGAUGCUGUACUAUUUUGCCUGCCAGAUCAAGGUCGUGUGGACCCUCCACAGCUUGAUAUACACGGUUGGUCGAUUAACGAAGGGUAUUGUGCAGCAACAUGGCUUCGACUACGAAACUUCUUCAGCACCUUCCGUGAAGAUCUAUUGAAGCUCUCACAGUGUAACCAGAACGAGACCAACCGUUGGUUCGAUGCUGCGAUUAAAGGACUUCCCCAGAAAUUGUCACUAGUAUGGCAAAAUCUUCCCCAGCAUGUGAAAUACUCAACCGCCGACCUAGAAAAAUGUACCGAGAGCCAACGCUUCUUCUUGGCAGUAACCUCCCUAGAAUUCCUUCUCAUCAAACUCCAGACCGAGUUCUAUCUCUGCUCGUACACCAAUCGCGAACGUAAUCUUCUGAUUUCUGAAGCGCAGAAUCUCGUCGCGACUGUUCUCGGGAUGAUUGAAUCGUCGCAACGUCUGCGGCCAUUCCCUGAAGAACAUCCCCGGGCGAUACUUCAGUAUGCCAUGCCGGCUGCGCAUAUCCUUAUUUAUCAAGUAUCCCGGGAAACAUCGCCUACGGUGGCUGGCGAUACCCUCGAGGACUUUUCGGCUUUUCACACGAUGACGUACUUGACCGAGUUCAUGUCGCAUCUGGGCGCAAAUUCCGAUCCGCUUUGUCCUGCGUAUAAGAGACUCUCAGAUAAGUUUAAAGCCGCUUCAGCCAGAUUUGAGGGUUCGGCCAGUGGUAACGCCGUCGCGAUGGAUGGGGAGAGCUCGUGGGCAUCCUGGGCUCAGAGAACUAUUGGUACAACUGAGUUCUUUACGAUUCUUGAUGAUUCUUACGUGCGCUUGUAGGGUGUGGUAACCUCAUGGUGAGAGUCUAGUUUUCGAUUCUAGGAGGAUGGGUCGCUCUUCUUGGAUGGCAGUGAGCUAUGUGAGCAGAAGUGGGUUGAGUAGGAUGAUACACCAGGAAAUAACAAAAUGUAUUCUGGUAUGAAUGGUGCUAUUUUUGCCUUGUUGACGAUAUCCUAAGUAGAUAGGCAAACAAUGAAGGGCAUACCCCGCGAUGAUUAUGUACACUGAAGUGGGUAGGCAUGUGUGAAACAAUGAAACCCGGUCGAGAUAGCGCCAUUGCCGGUAGAAAUAAGGUCGAAGAUGGAGUAAGUUGCAUUCGAUAUAACCAAUAAAGCUGUCUUGCUCACAUAAUCCAAGAGCUUCUAUACCUAUGGAAUUCGACCGUAGGCCGCCGGAGUUCUGAAUCCCGUCAAUGCCGGCAAGUUCCGGUGACUCAAGGCAAAAGGACCUGGCUGAGAAUACGGAGGUAGGAUUUGACAAGCAUUUGAAAGUGGAAUAACACGGAGCUCAUUAGGUCCGUUUCGCCGUUCUCAUUAGUAUCUCGAGAUCUCAAGAGUGGUCGAGUCUGAUGGUGAGGUUAACUUUUGGCUCAAAUAG